UUACCUUUGAUAACCCUUUGUCAUUUUCCACAUGUUGUUGCUCCUUCUUCUCCUUCCUCACCACGUGUAUUAACCCAAGGCUCAUCACUCUUGGUUGAAAAGAAACAUCAUUUGAUUUCAUCAAAUGGCCUUUUCACAGCAGGAUUUUAUGAGAUUGGCCAAAAUGCUUAUUGCUUUGCAAUAUGGUUUUCUCAACCCAUGCUGAAUGGAAACCACACAUUGGUUUGGAUGGCAAACCGAAAUGAACCUGUCAACGGAAAACGCUCCAGGAUUUCCUUGUCGAAGAGAGGAAAUCUUAUUCUUAGAGACGUUGGCCAAAGAAUUUGGGCAACCAACACUCAAUCUAACUCACCUUUGCAACUGCAACUCCUUGACUCGGGUAACCUUGUUCUUACCGAGUUUGAAAAUAAAUCAUAUCUUUGGCAGAGUUUUAGUUUUCCAACCGACACUAUCCUUCCCAAUCAGCCUUUCACUAAAGACACCGUCCUCAUAUCUUCCAGAAGUUCGACAAAUUUGUCUUCUGGCUUCUACAAACUCUAUUUUGACAAUGACAAUGUAAUCAGCCUUCUUUACAGUAGCAACGAAGUUACCAGCGUUUAUUGGCCUGAACCUUAUUUACUAACAUGGGAAGCAGGAAGGUCUACGUACAACAAUAGUAGAUUUGCUUUGCUUGAUUCCAAAGGGCGUUUCCAAUCCUCGGACAAUCUUACUUUUAUUACCACCGACUAUGGUGAUGCCCUUCAAAGAAGACUCACACUUGAUGUUGAUGGUAAUAUUAGAGUUUACUCACUUAACAAAAGAAGUUGGCGUGUUUCUUGGCAAGCAAUUUUAACACCAUGUACAAUUCAUGGGAUUUGUGGUCCAAAUAGCCUUUGUACAUACAGCUUUGAAUCAGGAAGGAGUUGCACUUGCCCGCAAGGAUACAAGAGCAAGAACCACUCAGAUUUGUCUUUUGGGUGUGAAUCUACAUUUGAUCUUUCUGGGCAUCAUAAAAAGUUUGAAUUCAUAAAGCUCCCUCAUGUAGAAUUUUAUGGAUUUGAUUCCAUUUAUAUACCAAGUUCCAGUCUCAAAGAAUGCAAGAACGCCUGCUUGAAUGACUCCAACUGUAAAGCCUUUCAAUAUAACUUUGAUAAAGAUAAAGGGACGGGAUCCUUUAGAUGUUAUAUCAAGACUUUGUUGUUCAAUGGCUACUACAGGGGCACUCAUCACGUCACUUAUCUUAAGCUACCUAAAAAUGAUGUAUUAUCAUAUAAUCAACAUGUUGCUAACAACGUUUUGGAUUGCUCAAGUUCUAUGAUUCAGCUCAAACGAACAUACGAGAAAAAGAGUGCAAACGGGUCCCUCAAGUUCAUGUUGUGGUUCAGCAUCAUCCUUGGUGUGAUUGAAGUUACAUCCUUUGUAUUCUUCUAUUAUAUCACCAAACAACCAUCAGGCACAACCCAAACCUACCUUGCAAUUGCUACCGGAUUCAAACGGUUUACAUAUGCCGAGAUAGUGAAGGCAUCUAAUAAAUUCAGGGAAGAGAUCGGAAGAGGCGGUGGGGGUAUUGUGUACAAAGGCAUACUUCCAGACAACCGAGUGGUAGCUAUUAAGCAACUCCAUGAGGCUAUCCAAGGAGAAGCCGAAUUUCUAGCAGAGAUGAGCACAAUCGGAUGGAUAAAUCACAAGAACUUGAUAGAAACAUAUGGUUAUUGUAUUGAGGGAAAACAUCGGAUCUUGGUCUAUGAGUACAUGGAGAAUGGCUCAUUAGCCAAGAACAUAGGUGGUAACCAGCUUGAUUGGCAAAAUAUAUUUGAAAUUGCAUUUGGCGUUGCGAAAGGGCUAGCUUAUCUACAUGAAGAAUGCUUGGAGUGGGUUUUGCACUGUGAUGUUAAACCACAAAAUAUAUUGUUGGAUGCUAGUUAUAACCCAAAGGUUGCUGACUUUGGUCUGUCCAAGCUAUUCCAACAAGGCGUAAAAGAAAAUUCUCUCUUUUCAAGGAUAAGGGGGACCCGAGGGUAUAUGGCUCCAGAAUGGGUGUUUAAUCUUCCAAUUACUUCAAAGGUUGAUGUUUAUAGCUACGGGAUGGUGGUUCUAGAGAUGAUAACAGGAAGAAGUCCCACAUAUGAUCAACCAAGUGAUGAUAACGAAAUGUUGGAACAAAAGAGGCUCGUAAGUUGGUUAAACGAGAAGGUCCAUCGGGCUAGCGAAUGUUUGACAGAGACACAAAUUACAGAGUUGCUAAAUCCUAUGAUAACGGGUGAGUAUGAAAUAGGUCAGCUGAAUAAUCUUCUAAAAGUGGCUCUAGAAUGUGUUGAGGAUGAUAAAGACGCUCGACCAACCAUGAGUGAGGUUGUGAAGAGGCUUCUCCACCUUGAGAUGGAAGUUUAGUCACAACCGCACUUUUCUCAUGUGGUUAAAAUUAUUAAAACCAGUUAUGAGUUGGACACUAUGCUUCAUGUUAUUUCGGUAUGUUUUUAGUAUUGACUAGGUUGUGAUUCCAU
Helianthus annuus (common sunflower) is the source of this 2483-nucleotide messenger RNA. Its product is annotated as putative receptor protein kinase ZmPK1. Gene Ontology annotation, molecular function: protein serine/threonine kinase activity; ATP binding. Gene Ontology annotation, biological process: recognition of pollen; protein phosphorylation. Bases 199 to 2370 code for a protein of 723 amino acids. The record is from RefSeq and is a predicted model, not a curated record. Lineage: Eukaryota; Viridiplantae; Streptophyta; Magnoliopsida; Asterales; Asteraceae. The transcript has a single exon.